CGGCGGCGGCGGCCAUGGCGGCGCGGGGCCGGUGCCCCGAGUGCGGCUCGGCGUCGCUGGUGGAGGACGCGCACUACGCGCAGCAGCAGCUGGUCUGUGCCGCCUGCGGCUGCGUUCUGGCCGAGGGACUCCUCACCACCACCUACACCGACGAGGAGCAUCUGCGGGAGGUCGCCUAUUCCCAGAGCACUGGCCAGAAGGAGCAGCUGAGCCGCUGCCUGCAGCGAGGGAUCCGGCGCGUCCAGGACCUCUGCAAGGUGCUGCAGCUGCCGGCAGCGUUCGAGGAAACGGCUGUGUCCUACUUCCAGAGGGCCCUGCAGCUGCCUGCCUUCCACCUGGUCAGCCUGGAGAAGAAGGAGCUGCUGGGGGGCUGCUGCGUGCUGGUGACGUGCCGGCAGCGCCGCUGGCCGCUGACCAUGGGCACCGUGUGCUCCCUGCUCUACGCCAAGCAGGAGCUCUUUGCCAGCGUCUACCUGAGCCUGCAGAGGGAGCUGGGGCUCUCCGUGCCCGCCCUGAGCCUGGCAGACCUGGUGACAACGCACCUGAGCAGCUUCCGGCUGGUCCAGCCCACGGCCAGCGUCCCCGCGCCCUUCCUGGAGGACAAGGAGAAGCUGCUGGCCCGGACCAUGGCCAUUGUGGAGCUGGCCAGCGAGACGUGGCUGGUGACCGGCCGGCACCCCGUGCCCGUGGUCACGGCCGCGGCCUUCCUGGCCUGGCAGUCGCUGCGGCCCGGCCCGCGCCUCUCGUGCCCCUUGGCGCGGUUCUGCCGCCUGGCAGGGGUGGAGCUGCCCCCCCCGGCCCAGCUCAGGCUCAGGGAGCUGCUGGAGAUCCUGCUGGGAAUGGCCUCCCAGCUCUCCUGGCUGCGCGGCUUCCGCCUGGACAAGAAGACGGUGGUGAAGCACAUCGGGGACCUGCUGCAGCACCGGCUGUUCCUGCUGAAACGCGCCUUCAGCCAGCAGGACGGGCAGGAGCAGCAGGACACGGCCCCAGGGCAGGGCUCUGUGAGCCAGGGCUCUGUGAGCCAGGGCUGCCAGGACUCUGUGAGCCAGGGCUCUGUGAGCCAGGGCUGCCAGGACUCUGUGAGCCAGGACUCUGUGAGCCAUGGGUGCCCGGGCCAGAGCUCUCUGGACCCAGGCUCCCUGGAUAAGGACUCUCCAGGCCAGGAUUCCCCAGGUCAGGGCUCUAUGAGCCAGGGUUCCGUGGAUGAGGACUCUCCAGGCCAGGAUUCCCUAGCCCAGGGCUCCGUGAGCCAGGUCUGCCCAGGCCAGGGCUCUGUGGACCCAGGCUCCCUGGAUAAGGACUCCCCAGGCCGGGAUUCCCCAGGCCAGGGCUCCGUGAGCCAGGUCUGCCUAGCCCAGGGCUCUGUGGACCCGGACUCCCUGGAUAAGGACUCCCCAGGCCAGGUCUGCCCAGGCCAGGGCUCUGUGGACCCGGACUCCCUGGAUAAGGACUCCCCAGGCCAGGGCUGCCCAGGCCAGGGCCCCCCCAGCCCUCCUGCGGUGGCACAGCAGCAGGGCUGUCCCUCGGCAGGGCAGCAGCAGCGGGGGGCCACCCUGAGGCCCCUGCUGCCCCCCUGCCUCAUCCACCCCAGGAAGAGGCUGCGGCCGGCGGCUCCGAGCGCUCCGGCCGCGGCCGUGACGGGCGACGAGCCCAUCUCAGACAGCGAGAUCGAGCAGUACCUGCGGAGCCCCGAGGAGAUCCGCGCCUUCAGGAGGGCCAAGGCCUGGUCCUGAGGGUGGCUGUUGCCCAGAGGGACAGUUCUGGGACCAGAAGUGUGAAGCCCACCAGGGACAGAGUGAUUGUGCUGCAGGGAAGGAGGCUGCGUCCUCCUUAAUGUGCUGGACCAAAAUGGGGCUUUUUAUGGAGUGACUGCUUCAGGUCAUGUUGCAUUUCUGUUUUAAGUAAAUAAAAGCCCUCAGUGUCUUAAA
Motacilla alba alba is the source of this 1928-nucleotide messenger RNA. RefSeq names its product transcription factor IIIB 50 kDa subunit-like. The record is from RefSeq and is a predicted model, not a curated record. The transcript is spliced from 4 exons. Gene Ontology annotation, molecular function: RNA polymerase II general transcription initiation factor activity; TBP-class protein binding. Gene Ontology annotation, biological process: transcription initiation at RNA polymerase II promoter; transcription preinitiation complex assembly. NCBI's taxonomy places the organism in Eukaryota, Metazoa, Chordata, Aves, Passeriformes, Motacillidae. Gene Ontology annotation, cellular component: nucleus; transcription preinitiation complex. The coding region runs from base 15 to 1733 and encodes 572 amino acids.